GCCAUUGCCGGCAGUGCCUGGAGACUGAGGAGGGGUCUUUGGCCACAGGCUCUCCGGGUGAAGAACCUCCAGGGCUCUCUAGUCUCUGGCGGCACCGACUUGUCGGCGAUUUCUGCUGUUGGGAAGAAGGGAAGGAAAAGUGAAAAGACUGGUUUUCUGCUGCCUGGAAGAUCAUGAAAGAUUCUAAGCACAGUGUUCUGAGAGAAAGCUUCCCUGGACUCUUGGUUUCCUAAUGAUGUCUGAGCAGGACUGUUCUUCAGAAUCCCACCAUUUCUGAGUUUCAGUAUCACCAAAGUGCUGCCCAACCUUGAAGAAAAUACUGUUUCUCAGCUUGAAGCAGACCUGUUUGUGAAUCUUCACUCCCAUUUGCUGAGCUACUGGAGUUCUGUUCAGGAAGUUACUGUCUAUGCCAGUGAGUUUUUAUAACGGAAGUACUGUGACUUGUGGAUACACCCUUCAAGAAUUAAACUAUUAGGAAAUGGAUCAACCCUGCUUGUUAAGUGAGGAAGAACAUGAUCCAGAACCACAAAAGAGCUUAAAAGAAACUCAACAGAUAGAUGAUGAAGAUGCUGAACUGAUCUUUGUUGGGGUGGAACAUGUAAAUGAAGAUUCGGAGCUUAUCUUUGUUGGAGUAACUUCAAAUUCUAAACCAAUCAUCUCAAACAUUUUGAACAGAGUAACUCCAGGUUCUUGCUCAAGGAGAAAAAAGUAUGGUCGCCUUAGAAAGAAUACUUACCGGUCACAGCCUACAAGUCUUAUGGUCCCUAGAUCAGACACAGCAUCUCGAUCUGAAUCAAGAUCAACAGAUAGUCCCAUUAUUAUUGAGCCUUUGCCUAAUGCUGAUAAAAAUAAUUCACCACAAGCUUCUCUAUCCAAACCAAGAUCAACAGAUAGCCCUAUAGUUAUUGAAACUUUGUGUAAUCCUGGUAAUUUACCACCGGCCCCUCCAUCCAAAUCAAGAUCAACAGAUAGCCCUAUUAUUAUUGAGACUUGGUGUAAUCCUGGUAAUUCACCACCGGUGUCUCCAUCCAAAUCAAGAUCAUCAGAUAGCCCUGUUAUUAUUAUUGAGACUUUGGGUAAUCCUAAUAAUUCACCACAGGCAUCUCCAUCCAAAUCAAGAUUAACAGAUAGCCCUAUUAUUAUUGAGACUUUGUCCAGACCUGAGUAUAAAAAUAAUUUACUACAAGCAUCUUUAUCUGUAGCAAGAUCAACUGAUAGUCCUAUUAUUUUAGAGCCUUUGUCUAAAUCUGAUUAUAGAAACAAUUUACCACAAGUUGUGCCUGUUAGUUCCUCAGAGUUACAUUCUCCUUUGGUUACAUUCACAAGUUCAUGGCAUCAGCCUGGUAGAGCAACGCUUUCAGUAGAAGGUGUGAACGAAAGUCCUUGUGUAGCAAAGCAAUGUUCUUCUGAGGUUAGUAGCCUGAAUCCCCAAACACUUGAGUUCAGUGAUGGACACACAGGAAGAUAUUCUUCAGCUUUGUCUCCUUCAGGUGCUUUUCAUAUAGUAAAUCCUCACCAAAUUCCACCCUCAAAUGGUAUUCAUGCCUCAUUAAACCAUCUUCAAACUGGGGCAUCUUUUCCAAAAGACAAUGUCCAUUUCAAGCCUCUGCAUUUAAAUCCUGGUAGCAAUAAUGUAUUGGCCAAACCAGACUUUGCAAACCUUGAAAGUCCAGACAAUACCUCUGAUCCCAAUAAAGGAAAUCUGGUUGUGUUACUUAGUGACUUCUAUUAUGGACAGCAUAAAGGAGAUGGGCAGCCAAAACAGAAGACUUACACAACUUUUAAAUGCCUCAGCUGCUUGAAAGUUCUAAAAAAUGUGAAGUUUAUGAAUCAUGUGAAACGCCAUUUGGAAUUUGAGAAGCAAUGGAGUGACAGCUGGGAAAACCCCACCACUUGCCAGCACUGCCAUCGGCAGUUCCCCACUCCCUUCCAACUAGAGCGUCACAUUGACAAUGUGCACACUACCCAGGAGCUAUCUACUGUCUGCAGAAUCUGUGAGUUGUCAUUUGAAACAGAUCAACUUCUCUUAGAACAUAUGAAAGAUAAUCAUAAGCCUGGGGAACUGCCCUAUGUGUGCCAGGUUUGCAAUUACAGGUCAUCGGUCUUUGCUGAUGUGGAAACACAUUUUAGAAAGUGCCAUGCAAACACUAAGAAUUUGCUUUGUCCUUUUUGUCUCAAAAUUUUCAAAGCUGGAACACCAUAUGUGUGUCAUUUCAGGGGACAUUGGGAAAGGAAUGUUCACCGGUGUUCUAAAUGUCGGCUGCAGUUUUUAACUUUCAAGGAGAAAAUGGAGCAUAAGACUCGGUAUCACCAAAUGUUUAAGAAGCCGAAACAACUGGAAGGAUUGCCUCCUGAGACAAAAGUUGUUAUUCAAGUGUCCCUGGGACCUGUUCAGCCAGGAUCAGAAAAAGUAGCAUCUAUCACUGUGAGCACAACUGAUUCUGAACCAUCUUCUCCCAGUCCUAAAAGUAAAAAAUCAAAAAACAAAACAUUAACUCCAGUGUUGGUUAACCAAAAGCAAGUAUUCCCAUCUAAAUAACUCCCUUAGAAGCAAAAUAUACAAAUCAUAUAUUAUUCAAAGUACCAAAAAUGUGAAACUCACGAUUUACUUGAGGUUUUUUUUUUUCUUUUAAAUUUUAAAUUCUUUUAUUUUCCAGUGCUGGGUAUGAAUCUAGAGCCUUGUACAUGCUUGGCAAGUGCUCUACUACUGAGCCACAUUCCCAGCCUCUGCACCAUUGUCUGAUUUAAUUUUGAGGUAUUAUUUAAGAUGUUACUUGAUUUUAUGUUAAACUGUCUGGUUUACCACAUGAAAGGUGCCCAUGUAUGUUUGAGUGAGAGGAAAAACCAAAGUGGAAACUUAUUUAUUGUUUUGAUAUUUCAUGCUCCUCCUAACCUGGAACACACUCUUGUCUACAUAGAGAGGUUUUUUUUUUAGGGCUUUUAAAAAUAUUUGAUUUUAUUUUCUAUUUUUCCUGUGUAUUACCGAUUUCAUUAUUAGCACUAGUCAAACUGGAAUGGCUUUGUUAUGGCCUGGACUAUUGGUUUAUAAACUCCCAGAAGUGCCUCUUCUUUGCUGGCCAAAAAAAAAUCACUGAGUUCUAAGAGUCCAUGUUGGAUUGAGGGAGAAGCUGUGAUAUUAAUUGAUAUAAGGCAAAUACAUGUGGUCAAGAGAAAGUAAUGGCUCCUUCUAUCAACUGAAGGAUAGGUACAGAUUCACUCGAGUCUUACAGAUGAGACAGAAGAAACACUC
Molecule: messenger RNA, 3250 nt
Organism: Dipodomys ordii (Ord's kangaroo rat)
Lineage: Eukaryota; Metazoa; Chordata; Mammalia; Rodentia; Heteromyidae
Product: zinc finger protein 280B-like
Exons: 4
Coding region: 479-2539 (686 amino acids)
Biological process (GO): regulation of DNA-templated transcription
Molecular function (GO): RNA polymerase II cis-regulatory region sequence-specific DNA binding; DNA-binding transcription factor activity, RNA polymerase II-specific
Source: RefSeq, a predicted model, not a curated record